Rotaria sordida is the source of this 1032-nucleotide messenger RNA. Lineage: Eukaryota; Metazoa; Rotifera; Eurotatoria; Philodinida; Philodinidae. The record is from the annotation of a GenBank genome assembly.
AUGCAUAAAUCUGCAUCACUAGAUUCGUUAAAUUUACAGACAAUUUCUACUACGUCAGUUCUAACAUCCACAACAAAUCCAGAUGUUAAACCUAGUUCUUUUUCUAAACUAACUCGUCGUAUGGCAAUUAUUCCUACACCGAAUCGACCAGUUAGAUUAUUAACAUCUGCUAAAAUUCAAUCUUGUAUUAACGAAGAUACGUCAAUGAUGAAUAUUAAUAUCGAUACAGACAAGCAUCUUGAUUCAGGUGAUAAAAAUCAUUUUUUACUUAGUAGUAAACAAAAUUCAUCAGAACUAUUCGAUAUAGUUGACAAUCGAUCCAAUCAAGUACGUCAGAACAAAGAUGAAGAGGAUGAAGAUAAUCUAUUUGAUACAUUUAUUUGUAGUAAUUUUGUUCAUUUUUCUGGAACACAAGCGAUCGAUCAAUGGUUAGAUAAAACAGAAGCUUUAUUUAAUCGAUUCAGAAUUUCACGUAGACUUCGAUUUCAAGCUAUACCUCUUCUUGUUCAGGGUGAAGCUAAACGUAAAUAUAUAAGAAAUUGUCGAUCUAUUACAUCUUUUGACGAUUUUUAUGAAUUUUUGUUAACAAAUUUUGAUAUGAUUCCUUCAGUAUCUACUACCUCAAAACCUAGUUAUGUUCAUCAUAUACCUGAAUCUGCGAAAAAUACUAUAUCUGUCAAUAAAUCAAUUACUGAACUUAAAUCAAAUGCUGCUAGUUCGACUGAUUCUAGUCAAAUAUCACAGUCAUGCGUUUCUCGUUCUAAUAAUAUUGUUGGUGAUGACACCACCAACGUAAAUGGUGAUGUGUCAGGUCUUAAAUCAACUGCCAAAAAUUCAUCUAACGAUACUUUACCAUUAGAUUCAGUUAUACCUGAUUUACGUAAAGUAAUUGUAUCAGAUUUUAUUAAAAAUCCGAAAAUUUUUCGAGGUGCUAAAGACGAUGUGACGAAAUGGGUAGACGGAAUUGAUCAUCUGAUGCAAAUUGCACAUGUGCCUGAUUUUCAUCGACUAGAUUUGAUUUCGUAUUCUCUA